AUGCUCAAUUUGAUUGAAAUCAUUCGUUAUCCACAUUCCACCUUUGAAAAUUGUCCCAAGCCAUUCAUCACCAGCCAAUCACACCCAUCUUGCCAGUCUGUGGUAGAGAUGGGUAUCCUCUACUUGGCAUGCCAGAUCAAGGUAGCCUCUGUACAUCUGAAGCAGACUGCUGAUAUCAUGGGAUGGCCCACACAUUGGUUUGCAAACCUAGCCAUGGACUUGAAUCAGCUUAAUAGCUUGAUUCUGGUGACAGUGUUGUGUGCCAGUUAUACUCCUCCCCUCCCAGUGUGCUACCAUGCAUACCUCAGACACCAAGAUGAUGAGCUAAUUCCCCUUAGUGCAUUUUGCAUAAUCAACAAUAUCAGCACCAUCAUCCUGCAUUGGACCCCACAUGCAGCUGAUCCCAAUUCCAGCUUUGCAUUCCCUUGGUGGCUAUAUCAUUCUGAGGAAUAUGCAGUGGAUUCCCAAAGAUUGCAAGGCAAGGGAUUGUUUUCUGCAGCCUGGGAUUUUUUUAAGUUGAUGAUGGCCCAGGGCUUAUGGCCAUUGCUUGAGGCACCAAUCACAGACCAUCUUGAUGGCCAUAUUGAGGAGCAGAAAUAUGCCAAUGUUGUCAACAGUCAGGGUCAACAAAUUGACCAUUUCUACACUAGGUGCUCUGAGUACCUGCCCAAUCUAUGA
Pisolithus orientalis is the source of this 678-nucleotide messenger RNA. RefSeq lists its product as uncharacterized. Lineage: Eukaryota; Fungi; Basidiomycota; Agaricomycetes; Boletales; Pisolithaceae. The transcript has 6 exons. Bases 1 to 678 code for a protein of 225 amino acids. The record is from RefSeq and is a predicted model, not a curated record.